AUCAUGUUCAAGAUGUUUAUACAACUCCCUCCAUGGCUCCUUAAUGCAUGCUACUGACCAUGGGGAGCUGCGAAUGGACUGGAACAGCACUUCUGAGUUUUCCCAGUAUGGCUGGAGGUGUACCACCAAUGAAAAUGAUUACUCAUUGAAAACCCUUAUGGGGAGCUGGAAUGAAGAACGAUACCAUAUCCAGACAAUUGUGCACCCCAAGCCAUUUCCUUCCCAUUUUUCUUUUCAGUAUACUCACUGCUUUGAAACAACAUAUUCUUCAGGAUUUAAAUGAGAACCUCAUUGGUUUCUGGGCCACUAUUCUGAGUUGGAAGCUCCUUCAUUCAACCCAACUGCUCAGUUCUGCUCCACAUUAGACUACAGGCCUCCAUAUGGCAGCAUUUUCUUUGCUUGCAGGUGA
Messenger RNA from Balearica regulorum gibbericeps (East African grey crowned-crane), 409 nucleotides. The record is from RefSeq and is a predicted model, not a curated record. NCBI's taxonomy places the organism in Eukaryota, Metazoa, Chordata, Aves, Gruiformes, Gruidae.